AUGUCAUCGCUAAAUUGUGCAUGCAGUCAAGCCGCUUAUGCUUCAUGUGCUCCAGAUUAUUGCUGGAACAGGUUGAGGACUGUAAUUCUAGCGAUACAUUGGACGCGAGAGGUCUUAGGCCCGUAUGCACAGGAUUACAAGCGGCAGCUACAAGAUGGUGGCCGCCUUCACCAUCUUGCUAAAGCGUAUGAAAUUGAUCAUGAAAUCCAAGAUCUUCGCAUUGCAAUCAAUCGACGAUACGAGGCAACGGAGCAGCUGAAGAGAUUAUGUACAAAGAAGCGCCUGAGCCUAUUAGAAGCAGAGGAGGACGUUAGAAAGAAGGAAGCUCAGGUGGAUUUCAAUAAGGGGUUAUUGACUUUGCAUAUCUACUGCGAUAAGGGAGCAUCUGUCUUGAACGCUAGAAGGAAAGUGCUAAACGCGUUUGCACAUGGGGUUGAGAUGAGAAGACGAGUUCUUCUUAUGGAUAUUUCGAAAAUCUUACAUAUGGUCGUGCCAUCAACAAAUACUAUGACCGCAUUCUUUCCUGAAUGGCAUGUUUGUGACAAAGAAUUACAAAGGCUCUUUCUGGAAGAAGUGUGUGCUUCUGACUGCCAUCCAUGCGAAUAA
Cylicocyclus nassatus is the source of this 606-nucleotide messenger RNA. Lineage: Eukaryota; Metazoa; Nematoda; Chromadorea; Rhabditida; Strongylidae. The record is from the annotation of a GenBank genome assembly.